UAAACCAUUUCUUCUGUCGGUUGACACACACAGACGUAGAGAACCCAAUGAAUGGAGUUGCUUUUUGCCUUGUUGGAAUUCCACCUCAAUCAGACACUGAAGCUAAAGGGCUGAGAGAUGGCGUGGUGUCAUCCAAUGAGAACAGGCGCUGGCCGCCAUCAUCGGGUGAGGUGGAGGGCGGGUCCUGGCAGGGCCCAAGUACCAUUUUACUCCAGAAGAAUUCACAGGGAUUCGGCUUUACUCUGCGCCACUUCAUUGUCUACCCACCAGAGUCCUCCCUCCACAGCCUCAAAGAUGAAGAGAAUGGAAAUGCUACCGGAACUGCAUGUUGUCAGUGGUCUCGUUUGGAGCCAAUGGACACCAUCUUUGUGAAGAGUGUCAAAGAAAAUGGCCCUGCCCAACAAGCCGGACUUUGUACAGGGGACAGGUUGGUGAAGGUGAAUGGGGAAAGCAUUCUUGGGAAAACCUACUCUCAGGUGAUCGCACUUAUCCAAAACAGUGAAAACAUUCUGGAGCUCUCAAUUAUGCCAAAAGAUGAGGAUGUGUUGCAGUUGGCAUACUCCCAGGAUGCCUACCUGAAAGGCAACAAGCCUUAUUCAGGUGAGGCCCAGAACCUCCCUGAGCCUCCGCCUCUCUCUUACCCUUCCACAAAGCCCAGCUCCACAGCCCCCCAGCCCAGCCACAACCUCCACAGUCUCCUAGACAACUGGCAGUGCCGAUCUGGCCCCACCACCUCGCAACUGGAUAACCACCAGUCUGCUGCUUCUACCCUCACAUCCGGCUGGCCUGGGGGUCCUGAGGAUUCCAGAGGCCACUUUACCCCAUUGGGACAGCACCGUGGCCGCUCCUCUUCAGCCAUCAAUGUGCUGGACUUUCACUUUUCUAACCACAAUGCUGCCAUUGCCUCUGCAACACUGCCUCCGCCAAGGAAAAGCAGCCUACCGGCUUCUGCCCGUGCCCAUGCCGACACCCUCUGCCACCAGGCUCUGUCAGAGUGGUACUACAGCCAGGCUGAAGCUGCAGAGCGCAUGUCUCCACGCCACCGCAGUAUUUCUCAGGAACGUUUAACAGAGCUGGGGCUGGGGUUGGCGCUCGGCCCAGGACCUAUGUCUGCCCCCACAGCGUCGUCAGAGCAACGGAGAAGAGAAACCCUUCUCUACCACCACCAGGCAGCUGCUGCUUCCCAUGAUUCCUAUUGGCUAGGUGGUUGGGGUGGUGUGUCAGGACCAGGAAGCAGGUCGUGCUCAGACAGCCUACUGGCAGCCUACGCUGAAUACGAGCACAACUAUGGGCGUUCUGUUGAAACACUGGCACAAGCCUCUGCUCUGGUCUUACCAUGCUAUGAACACAAUUCACAAAACUCCCAAACGACAACAACAAAACCCAGCAAGCAGAUAGACCAGAAAGCCUCAGGGCAUCAGCACCAAACAAUGACAUCCCCCAUCACAACUUCCUCCACAGUGCCUCCCAGUGGCAGGCAGUCAGGUCAGCAGGUAGCUGAACCCCAAACAAGACGUGUAAAAGAGGAAGAGCUGGUGAGCUACAAAAGCUACAGUCCUACUUUCUCCCACAAAGCUGGUCACCUCCUCCAGCAGGCCCACUCCUUCAGAGAGCCUAGCUACAGCGGCCCCCACCUCUACUGGAGCCCCAGCCGCAGGAGCAGCCUUGCAGACAGCGAGGGGAGGUUGGUACCCAGGCCACAGUCCACGCCAGCCCUGUCUGUGUCAGAAGAGGAGAGAGCCCACCUGGGAGAGGACAGGGUGGUCAUCUCUCCUAUCUCACUGAAUCAAGAUGUGGUCCUUAGGCAGAAGCCUCCUUCAGGCUGCCAGACUCCCGUUCAUGCUCUUCGACAUCCCCACUACACAACAGAUAUGGAGUCACCCAAGCCCCCUGGUUUGACACCUUCACCAGGGACCCUCUCUCCUAUCUCUGUGGGGCCUAGCUCCAACCGCAGGACCAAUGGUAGCCUGGCACAGCAUGCAUAUGACUCUUUGUCCUCUAUUCCCUUCAUAGAUGAACCUACCAGUCCUAGUACUGACCUACAGGUCUGCUAUGUACCAGCCUGCUCUGUGGUGUCCAGUUCACAGACCUCCACUAUGGCCACCCUCACCUUCACCUCUGUCUCCCCCAUCCUCUCCUCCUUCUCCUUGUUUGUCCGACUUCAUUCUCAGGACUGCAGCAGUAUUAAAGGUCGUCGCUCCUCUUACCUGCUGGCCAUCACCACCGAGAGAUCCAAGUCCUGUGAUGAGGGGCUCAACACCUUCAGGGAAGAAGGUCGUGUCUUCUCCAAACUACCAAAAAGGGUCAAGAGUUUUUUCACUGAUGGGUCCCUGGAGAGCCUGCGAGCUCAGGAGGAGGCCCAGUCUAAGCGCCACUCCACUUCUGAACUGGGGACCAUCACUUUCAGUGAUGUUCGCAAGGAGGGAUGGCUACACUACAAACAGAUCCUCACAGAGAAGGGAAAGAAAGUUGGUGGUGGCAUGCGGCCAUGGAAACGUGUCUUUUCUGUGCUCCGUUCCAAUUUGCUCUUCCUCUACAAGGACAAGCGAGAGGCAGUCCUUCAUGGGGCAGGGGCAGGGCCCAGCCAGGACGAGCAUCCCCCGGUCAGCAUCCGCAGCUGCCUGAUCGACAUCGCCUACAGUGAAACCAAGCGUAAGCACACCCUGAGGCUCACCACGCAAGACUUCUGUGAAUACCUGCUGCAGGCCGAGGACAGGGACGACAUGCUGGCUUGGAUCAGGGUUAUCAGAGAGAACAGCAAGACUGACAAUGAGGAGAUUGGUUUCUCAAGACAAGCUCUCAUCAACAAGAAGCUGAAUGAUUACAGAAAACACAGUCUGACAGGUAACAAGCCGGAUUCCUCUCCCAGAGUCCACCGUAUGAUGCCCUUCCUCCUGGCUAAGACUGACAACACGUCAGUUAACCGCGCCUCCAGAACUGAUGAUAACAAGGCACUGUGGGGAAUCAACAUCAUGAAGAAAGCCAAGAAAACAGGCAGUCCAAAGGCUUUUGGUGUGCGACUGGAGGAUUGUCAGCCUGCUAUCAACCAUAAAUUUGUCCCACUGAUAGUGGAGAUGUGCUGUGGCGUGGUGGAGGCGACAGGUCUGGAGUACACAGGCAUCUACCGGGUGCCUGGGAAUAACGCCAUGGUGUCCAACCUUCAGGAGCAUCUCAACAAAGGCAUGGACAUCAACACUGCUGAAGAGAGAUGGCAGGACCUGAACGUAAUCAGCAGCCUGCUUAAAUCAUUCUUCCGAAAACUGCCUGAGCCUCUGUUUACUGAUGACAAGUACAAUGAUUUCAUUGAUGCCAACCGGAUAGAAGAUGCAGAGGACAGACUGAAGACGAUGAAGAAACUGCUCCAUGACCUCCCAGAUCACUAUUACCACACCCUCAAGUUCCUGGUGGGCCAUCUCAAAAGGGUGGCAGAUCACUCUGAAAAGAAUAAGAUGGAGCCAAGAAACUUAGCCCUGGUGUUUGGUCCCACUUUGGUGAGGACGUCAGAGGACAACAUGACUGACAUGGUUACUCACAUGCCUGACCGCUACAAAAUCGUGGAGACUCUUAUCCUGCAUUAUGACUGGUUCUUCAGUAAUGGAGAACUUGAUAAGGAAGAGAAGGCUCCAGAGGAUAAGCAGGACAUGCAGCCUGUGCCCAACAUUGACCAUCUGCUGUCCAACAUUGGCAGGCCGGGCAUGCCAGGAGAGGUAUCAGAUUCAACCACCAGUGAUUCACUUAAGUCAAAGCUUUCUUCAGGCUCCAAGAAAGACCUGAAUGCCAGGGACUUCCUACCCAAGUCCAUCAUCUCUGCUGUGACCCGCAAACGUAAAAAAUGCCUUAGUACCCUCUUGCCAGGCAGCAGCGCUGACGAGGACUCCGAGCAUGAGCCAGUCAAGGCCAGCAACUAUGGGGCAGGAGAAGGAGGGGAAGGAGAAGAGGAAGAGUAUAGAGGGGAGGAAGAGGAAGUCAAAGGAGAAAAUAUUAUCCCAAAAAAAGAAAAAUGGGAUGAAAAGGGAAAUGGGGUGAAAGAUGGAGAGACCACAGAGGGAAGUGAUUCAUUGAUCGGAGGAGAGGAGGCUGUAAAGGAUGAAGGGAAGGGAACAAACAAUGGCACAAAAAAGGAGAGCAGGCAGAGAGUGACCUCGCCAGGAACUGCACUGCAGCUUCGCCCAAACAAUUUUCUCUACUCACACCAUCAAAUCCAUGCCACAUACCCAAGACCCGCACCUGUGAUUAAUCCUCUUUCCCACUUGAGACCUGACAAUCUAGCAAGAGGGAGCCCCACUGUCCCUUUCUGGAUCUCCCCCACCAAGCUUCCCAGCCUCUAUCAGGCCUCCAGAUUAAACGGGACCCAGCAGCCAGACCUGAACCAACCUGUACCAGUCCGCUACAGGAAGACCAGAGGUGGGAGGACAAGGGCUAUGUCCAUGAAUCUGGACCUUGAGCUAGGCAGGAAGGAGGACAGAAUCAGAGGGGGAAGAGCAGAGAGGGUGGAAGUGAUCAGAGUCAUUGAGCCAGCACCAGGUCAGCAUGGGUGUGUUGGGGUUUCUCAGGGAUCAAUUGUAGGCCCUAACUCAAUUCAGCAAAUAGAUCCCCUCCCUUGUCUUGUCCAGAGGGCUCCCCCUUUCUCCUCCUCUUCCUCAGGAUGGAUAGACCAAAGCUCCCCAGGAUCUUCUACUGUGAGGAGAUCAACCCUGGACCCACGGGAUAAGAUGCGUGUGUGGCGUCGUCAUACAGUGGUAGUUUAACCUGACUGCGUCAUCUACUAAUGCAGUACUUGCCGUUUACUCACUAACACUGGAUCACCUGUGUCACUGUUUCUAAAGCCAAGUGUCCAUCAUGUUAUUUGGGGGAUCUCAGUUGUCUCAAGACUCUUGCCUCAUGGAUUUUUAUUUACAGUACAGUUGGAGAUGUGAUCCCUCUGUAAAGGAAUUCUUUGACAGUGUCUUUCUGAAAAGAAACAUUCUGCUGUUCAAUUGCAUUUGAAUUUAUUAAUUUUUAAUCCUUUACUCAUGACGUCAAAACUCAAACAACAUACAUAAAGUCCUUCUUUAUACUGCAAGUGUUGCUGGAGUUUUGACCUCAUUAGACUUUUUCCUUACACCUUUUUCCACUUUGGAAGUAGGUGAGUUGUGCCAGAAACCUGUACUUUGCUUCUACACUAAUCCUUUACCUACAGAUUGGCUGUUGAUGUAAUCAUCCAUGUCCUUAUACACCGUGCAAAGAACAUGGGUUGAAUACUGGGAAUUGAGAUUCUGGUAUUUCCUCUGGCAUUCUCACCAGAAAGACCACUUUUCCAAGGACCCUAGAAUUUAGAAUUAAGGCACAGUCACACAAGAAAGUGGCACAGUGAAGUUCAUCCCAAUUCCUUACUACUAAUACUAAAAGCUUGGUGGCAUAUUGUGUUCUCGCAAGACCUAGUUGGUGAACUAACUGGCUAACCACCUGGAAACAUGCCAACCAUAGUCAGUCACAAUAGUUCCCUGUACAAGGUAGCAUGUUAAAUGACUGUUAGCUUGAUAGCGACAGGACAUUAUGUUCACAUAGUUUAUAACCAUCUACAAACCAUUACUCCUCUGUAUUGCAUUUUACUAGGUUUAUCAAAAAAACUACAAUAGCUUCCACUAUUCUGGACUUUCAAAGUGAUAACUUUCAAAAUGGUUUGCUAUUAGUCUGUGGUGUUAAGUUUAAGUACUUUGUAAUAGUCUGAAGGUAGUUUGUAGAUUUACUUCACUCCAAUGAGUGAAUUCACUGCGAUCCACCAGCGAAUUGCAACAUUCCCAUUCAAGUAAAUGAUGAUAGAUGAUAGAUUUUGCUGCAAAAGUCAAGCGAUUUUAAAUGGUGGUGUGUCUGUGCCUUUACGGCAGUAUAACUGGUUAUACUUUUCACCAAAAAUGGUUUCAUCACCUGCAUAUCAAAAGAGAGUUGUACGGUAAGUUGCAAAGCAGUGUUCAAAAGAGGGAACAUAAAUGCAAAAGAUCAUCCCCAAAAAUAUGUCCAAGAGCAAUGCACCAGAAUCCAUUAGAACAACAUGCUUUAAUGGCUGCAUCACAGCAUUUUCUGCUUCUAUAUAUCCUCCUCAGGUCAGUUCUAUGAAGAUGGUCAGACAUUCCUCUAUAACCACUAACUCUUACUUAAUACUGGAAAUAGGAUAAUUUUGGGGAAAAAAACAAACAAAGAAUCAAACCAUGGUAUGGAGGGUUGGCUUUGGUUUUCCGUUCAAAAGGUGUAUUCUAUUUGUGAAUUAAGAGAGAAAGCAAGUCAUAUUACAUAUUUGAAUCGAACUCCAGAGUGCAGCUGCUGCUGUUCCAGCAAACCUUCACCAGCAAACAAUUCAGCAAAGUCAUCAUUGGCCAUGUUUUUCAUUUCCAACCUACAAUUAUGCUGUACAUACAGAAUGUUGUGGUCUCCCCCAACUAGUUUUCACUAAUUAUGUCACUGAUGGUAUCCACAUGGGCAAACAUCACAUUGCACACUUCUCAGCCCUUUACAAGCUCUUCCCAAUCUUCCAGUGGAUCUACAGGGAUCUUCAGUGUUCCAUGGGAGCAAAACAAACUCACUCGCUCUCUGGACAAUGUGACUUGGGCAUCAUGCCAGAGCUUUCAUGGUUCUAACACACGGCUUGCAUGAGGUCAAUGACAUAAAAAUAUGCAAAGUGAUCAACACACGCCUGUUGUACUUUUCUGUAUGUGUGUGUUUGGAGAGACAGGCCAGAGGUUACUGAUGCCUGUUUCAUCAAAGGAACAAAGUGUUUGAGGCAGCUAUGUGAAGUCAUGCCAAAAUUCUUUUUUUUUCCUAUUUGGGUAAUUGUACAUUAUGAACAGUAUGGAGGCAAAGUGAGCUUCAGUGUUACUCCAGCUGAUACAUUAUAUCAGUGUUAUAAAGAUAGCAUUGCCAUGGGAGCAGAUGAAAGUGAGCAAAUAACCUCUUGAAAUCCAAGACCAGAGUCUUACUUAAGUGAUAUUCUUGCAUUUUUCCUUUUCACAUUGUCAGUGUGCUCCUUCCCAGAACUGUAGAGUCUGAAAAAACAAAAUGGAGCUGAACCUAAAUGUCAUGCCAACCACUGUCGUCCAGCCAGACUCCAUGUUGGUCUUAAUCAUAUCUAAAUUCAGUCUUCUCAGUCCUUCUCUCUAACUGUGCCCUUGUGCAUGUACUUUAUGUAUGUGUGUGACUGUGUGGACCAAUUUUUGUAACAGCUGUACAAAGCCUUGUUAAGUUAACCUGUGUAUAUAAAUAUUAUACAUAAUAUAUUAAAUUAUUUG
Seriola dumerili (greater amberjack) is the source of this 7262-nucleotide messenger RNA. RefSeq names its product rho GTPase-activating protein 23-like. Gene Ontology annotation, molecular function: protein binding. The coding region runs from base 48 to 4748 and encodes 1566 amino acids. Lineage: Eukaryota; Metazoa; Chordata; Actinopteri; Carangiformes; Carangidae. The transcript is spliced from 24 exons. The record is from RefSeq and is a predicted model, not a curated record. Gene Ontology annotation, biological process: signal transduction.